AUGAGUGGAGGAGGCAUGGAAUCCGUGGCCAGGCUGCGAUCAAACGGCAGUGGUGCAGCCAAUGGACAGCAGAAGAGAGAGCGCUGUGGCGACUUUCAGAUGCCCCUGCACUAUCCAAGGUACACUCAAUCCGACUACGAGACCAUGCCGGAGUGGAAGCUCGACUGUUUGCUUAAAGAGUAUGGGCUACCGAUUGCUGGGGACGUUGAACAGAAGAGGAAGUUUGCAAUAGGAGCCUUCCUGUGGCCUAACUAG
Prunus armeniaca (apricot) is the source of this 255-nucleotide messenger RNA. Lineage: Eukaryota; Viridiplantae; Streptophyta; Magnoliopsida; Rosales; Rosaceae. The record is from the annotation of a GenBank genome assembly.